Acanthosepion pharaonis is the source of this 651-nucleotide messenger RNA. Lineage: Eukaryota; Metazoa; Mollusca; Cephalopoda; Sepiida; Sepiidae. The record is from the annotation of a GenBank genome assembly.
AUGGUCGCCAUUUGGUUUUCCCACUUCCAUCCGACUUCCGUCCCACCUCCCGACUCUAGUCACUCUCUCUUUCUCCUUGUACUUUCCCCUCAAUCACAACUCCUCUCUACAACUCCUUAUAUAUUUCCUCACGUCUCACUCCACCCUUCUGUAGCUCUCACUCGUUAUUUCUCCCUCUUCCCUCCCACAAUCUAUCUAUCUAUCUAUCUAUCUAUCUAUCUAUCUAUAUCAGUCUCUUUCUAUCUAUCUAUCUAUCUAUCUAUCUAUCUAUCUAUCUAUCUAUCUAUCCCAGUCUCUAUCUAUCUAUCUAUCUAUCUAUCUAUCUAUCUAUCUAUCUAUCUAUCUCGGUCUGUUCAUAUCUCUAUCUAUCUAUCUAUCUAUCUAUCUAUCUAUCUAUCUAUCUAUCUAUCCCAGUCUCUUUCUUUCUUUCUUUCUUUCUUUCUAUCCCAGUCUCUUUCUUUCUUUCUUUCUUUCUUUCUUUCUUUCUCGGUCUGUUCAUAUCUAUCUAUCUAUCUAUCUAUCUAUCUAUCUAUCUAUCUAUCUAUAACACACCCAUUUUCCUCAGAUUUUCUAUCCCCUACUUUUCGAAAGACUCUUCAACGCUCUUCCAAGCAUACCAAUGAUACCGUCUUUCAUGUUUCCAUGGGGUAG